Messenger RNA from Culicoides brevitarsis, 2580 nucleotides. RefSeq lists its product as uncharacterized. NCBI's taxonomy places the organism in Eukaryota, Metazoa, Arthropoda, Insecta, Diptera, Ceratopogonidae. Bases 1 to 2580 code for a protein of 859 amino acids. The record is from RefSeq and is a predicted model, not a curated record. The transcript has 4 exons.
AUGAAACAAUUUUUAGUGUUAGCGAUCGCAAUUGCCUUCGUUGCUGCAGAAAAGGAUGAAGGUCAUUUGAAGGACAAACGAGCGAUCUCAACAGUUCAUAUAAGUUCGCCUUAUUCACAAGUUAGAUACGCUCCUGGAUAUCCCAAUUAUGGAGGAGAACAAUCACAAUACCAUGGCGUUUAUGUGCCAUCUGCUCGACACAGUUACCCGAGUGGAUAUCCUCCGAUUUUUGGUCAAGAAUUUCCUACGUAUAGCCCUCCGGUUUUUAUUCCGCAGCAUCCAGGUUUUCAUUAUCCACAGCCUCAGCCUCCAUUUUUGAUUCCGGGACAACCAUGCGAAGGCGAAUCUCCUCAAUAUCCAAGUUAUCCAUCGCCGGGAGUUCCAUCUCGUCCUCCCGUGUUCAUUCCUCCGCACGAAGAUGACGCUGAGCGUAUUCCUCCGCAACCGCCAAUGAGACCUCCAAGUAAAAUACCUCCAAGUUUUCCGCCAUCUAGUCCAAUGAAACCAAUGCCUUCUCCUCAACCACCGAAUUAUCCUCAACCGCCUCCAGUCGAAGAAGACUCGGAUGAGCAUGAACCUCCAUUACCGCCAAAGCCUCCUGUGAAAAGGCCUCCUCCUCCAAAAAAACCUCCCGUGAAUUAUCCUCCUGUGAUUCCUCCUCAACAUCCUCCCCCAAUAGAAGAGGAUUCAGAUGAACAUGAAUUCCCGUCGCCAAGACCUCCAAUAGUACCUCCUGUUAAGCCUCCAACAAAAACUCCUCCGCAAAAACCUCCUACUUAUUAUCCUCCGCCUACACAACCUCCAAUGAAACCUGAAAUGCCUCCCGUGCACUAUCCUCCAGCUUAUCCAUGGCCUUCAGUUCCUCCGCAAAACAUUCCUCCUCCGCAAGAACCUCCAGUUGAAGAAACGCCUGACUGUGAAGGCGAUGUUUCUUACGAAGAUGAAGAAGAAGAACAUCCUGUAAUUCCUCCAACUCCUCCCGUCAAGCCAAAUCCUCCAUCUCCUCCAACAUAUCUUCCUCCGCAAUUGCCGCCUUCGAGACCCAUGAAACCUGUUUUACCUCCGCCGCAAUUGCCGCCUUCAAGACCUAUGAAGCCUGUAUUACCUCCUCCGCAAUUGCCGCCCAUUCAUCCUCCUACAGUUCCUUCAUAUCCCCCUAAAAAGCCUAAUUGUGACGAGGAAGAAGAAGAAGACAUUCCACAAAUCCCGCAUUACACGGGCCCAUAUUAUCCACAAUCCAAUUUGGGACAAUCUACUGUACCGUCAUAUCAGCCAGGUAAUGUCCAAACGAUUCCUCAACAGUAUCCUCAAAAUAUACCAAGAGUGACGACGAAUCGAACUCCAACGGAAAUUCAUGUUACAGUUCAAAACAUGCCGGGUCAUAUUCCGAGACAAGAUGUUCCAAUCCCGAGUCCUCCUCCAUCGCAAGGUCCUCCAACGCAUUUGCCAGAAGUUCCUGCAGGAAAUAGACCUCGAACUAAUCCUUCAACUCCGAGAAUUCCUUAUCAACCGACGAAUGGAUAUAAUCCUCAAUACGAUACACGCCCUCAAUAUUUCCCGCCACAAGAUUAUUAUCCAGAACAACCUCAAAGACCUUCAAUUCCUCGACCGCAAUAUUUCCCGCCACAAGAUGCUUAUGACACACGUCAAACACCUUCCUAUACUCCUCAAUACUAUCCCAGUUAUUACCCUGCACAACAAUACCCCAAUGCACAAUAUCCCUACUACUCUCGUAACACUCAAAAAACUUCUACUCCCGCAGAUGCAGGUAAACAAGGAGGCAUUCCCGCCCACAAUAAUGGACAAUUUUUGGUUGAAACAACAACGAGAUCGUAUCCGCGAAAUGAUAACAACAAUUACGCGUCAACUACUCAAACGCCUUACACUUACAAUCCAUACAACAAUCGUCAACAGCAAAACAAUUUUGCAAGUGAAAGCUCGUCAACAACUCGUCCCAUUUAUAGUAACGAUGGGCAUUACAUCACUAUGCGACCGAAUAAUCGACAACAACCUACAACGCAUACGACAUCUACUCCCAGAAUGAAUCGCUUCGAAGUACGAAGACCUGCAAUUCACAAACAAUUCUACGAUGUAGAAGAAAAAAUUAUCAUGAGACCUGUUGGAUCAGUAGUUCUUGAAUUAACAGAUGACGAUGGAUCUGCUUCAAAUGCUAUCAUGAAAAUUAAACAUUACCAUCCCAAGAAUUAUUCGCAACACGAUACAAAUCACAGUUACAGCGGCGAUAGAUACCAUCAUUCGUCGCUUCAUGGUCGUAAUUACAAUAACUCCCGAAAUAAUGGAAGUAUGAAGCCCGGCAUAACCUACGCUGAUCAAGACAUGCCAAUACAUUUCAGAGAUUCAUCAGAAUUGAAAACCCCAAUGCACAUUUUGUCUCCGUUCGCAGCUCAAAAUAAUACCUUCGAUGACGAUUCGGAAGAAGAUGAACCAAGCGCUGCUUAUCUCUAUGGCAAAAAUAUGAUCAAAGUAAAUCAUCCCAGUGAGAAAACUGUAACUCCUUGUCCUCCGCCAUCAACUUAUGCGAGAUAUAAUCAAGAAAAUUCAACAACAAUUCCGGAGUGA